Messenger RNA from Hemibagrus wyckioides, 5575 nucleotides. It is a transcript of the gene vapb, whose product is annotated as VAMP (vesicle-associated membrane protein)-associated protein B and C. The record is from RefSeq and is a predicted model, not a curated record. Gene Ontology annotation, biological process: endoplasmic reticulum membrane organization. Lineage: Eukaryota; Metazoa; Chordata; Actinopteri; Siluriformes; Bagridae. Gene Ontology annotation, molecular function: FFAT motif binding. The transcript is spliced from 6 exons. The coding region runs from base 420 to 1157 and encodes 245 amino acids. Gene Ontology annotation, cellular component: plasma membrane; endoplasmic reticulum membrane.
GAGAGAUCCUGGAGACAGAGAGUACUGGAGGAUGAGCAAACGCCCAAAAUAAGUAGUGUUCCAGAUGAAAACGGAGAAAGUUUUAUUGUUUGUUUUGCUUAUGGGGAUAGCCACUCUUCACUUCCACCGUGGUUGUCCAGAGUAGACUACAUCACCUCACCAGCUGUCGCUCACCAUCAGUCUGACGUCACGUCGAGUCUGCCUUACGCCGCCUUUCCUACGGCAUCACGGCGUUUUCAGUUCGCGCAGCGCUCUGUAUCCAUUUGCUGUCAUUGUAGGAUUUAGUAAAUAUCGUGGUCGAAAGGUCACGUGUUUCUAACACACUGAACCGAGCGUCAAGUGCAGCAUAGCGGAACUGCGAGAGCUUUGCCAGGUCUGUUUCUGCACAGAGGUAACGCUACAGCCCGAAUCGCGGGGAUAUGGCCAGGCCAGAGCAGAUCUUGCUACUAGAGCCUCAACACGAGUUGAAAUUCCGAGGUCCAUUUACAGAUGUGGUGACCACAACCCUGAAGCUUUCUAACCCCACAGAUAGAAAUGUGUGCUUUAAAGUGAAGACCACUGCACCACGUCGCUACUGUGUGCGUCCAAACAGUGGAGUGAUCGAAGCAGGAACCUCUGUUAAUGUCUCUGUUAUGCUGCAGCCAUUUGAUUAUGACCCCAAUGAGAAGAGCAAGCACAAGUUUAUGGUGCAGUCAUUAAUGGCCCCACCUGACAUGACUGAUAUGGAGGGUCUGUGGAAGGAGGCCAAGCCAGAGGAACUGAUGGACUCUAAGCUACGAUGUCUCUUUGAAAUUCCAAAUGAGAAUGAGAAAACGCAUGAUAUGGACACCAGCAAGAUGAUUUCCUCUAGUUUUUUAAAAUCGGAUUCUUCCACGUUGUCCAUGAAGAUGGGGUCCAAUCUGGAUGAUGGAGAGGUGAAGAGGAUUAUGGAAGAGUGCAGAAGACUUCAGGUGGAGGUGCAGCGACUAAGAGAAGAAAACAAACAGAUCAGGCAGGAAGAUGACUGUCUGCGGAUGAGGAAGAACACAGUGAUGGCAGCUCAGCAUUCCACACCUUCAUCUGUCACUGUGAAGGAGGAGGGCUUGAGCAUCAGGGUCAUUGCUAUAAUUGUGUUGUUCUUUGUCAUCGGCGUCACUGUAGGGAAGUUGUUCCUGUAAAGAUAAGGGAGAGUUUAGUGACAGCAUGCAAUGUGAAUGAAACAAACCUAACAAAAUGUAUUUUGAUGCUGAAUAUCCAGUUGCAAUGCCAUAUCAUUUUUGGAUAGUGCUGGGUCACUGAAUUAUGUAAAAUGAAAAGAAACAUUAUUCCACCUUGUGUGCAAAAUAUAAAUUAGGGGAAUACAUCAACCAAGCACUGUCCCUGUAGUGACAAAAUGACAUCAUUCAGGCCAUUCACGAAACUAUUUUAGAAACAGUAGUGCUAAAAAAUUCAUACCAAGCUGUUAUCUGAUAUACUGUCAUCUGAACUGCAGAGUUAAAUUAAGGUCAGUUAAAAGUUAUGCCUGUUUUGUUUAGACAGAGUGCAGAAGCUUAUUACAUUUACUUACAUUUACACUUAAAGCUCUUUUAAAUAUAUGACCGUACAAAUGAUUAUUUAUAAAUGUAUGUGUUUGUGUGUGUGUGUAUAUAUAUAUAUACAUAUAUAUAUAUAUAUAUAUAUAUAUAUAUAUAUAUAUAUAUAUAUAUAUAUAUAUACAUAUAUAUCUCCACACACAUACAAUGAAUAUUAAAAGGCUACAUGCCCCUGUUGAAAUGACGGUUGUUGGUUGGUUGGUUUUUUAAAAGUUAAAUUGUCAGAAUUUUUCUCACCCUCAACAUGAAGUUACAGUGUAUAAAUAUUGUGUAAAAGAAUAAAAAAAUAUUGUAGGGAAAAAAUGGAAAAUAAGCUUACAGUAAACCUUUUCUGCACACCUGUAAGGUAAUACUUGGAGCACUUUGUGAUUUUAAUACACCACACAGUCUUUUUGGUUAAGAGUCAGGCAGUGUGGCACAUCUUGACUUGGUAAUAUUUUCCCUCUCUUUCUUUCAAAAACAUUCUGGAUCUAUGAGAUUGUAAGGGCAUGUCCUGUGCACAGCGUGGUAUUUUUACCUAUUCAUAGUCCAGACAUGAAAAAUAUGAGAUCGUUGUCACAAUCUCAGUAUCAGUACUUUUAAGAUAUUCCUGCUGCUCCUUUAAUAUUACUGUAGUUUUUCUCUUGUCCGUUUUCAGGGACGUCCUGCUCUUGGUGGUGUGUGGUUUUAAUUUUUCUGUUUGUUGAUAUACCAUGCCCACUUUAUAUGAUUUUUCUGAACCAUGUCUUAUGUCGGAUGAAACCAAGAAGAUAUGAAAAUACUACGGAGACCGAUGUUUAUUUGGGAUUAAUCAGAACAAUUUUCUUGAUGACAUCUGUAGUAUAAUAAUUACUAAUGGACAUAAGAUUGAAUGUGAUUGGUUGAUUCUGAACACACACACAGCCACAUCCCUAAUUAUAAAAUGGUGUGCAGCCUUAUGCAACCCGGUUAUUGAAACAUUUUUCUGUUUUUACCUAAAAUGUUUCCGAUUGCUUUUUGUUUCAUUUUUAUGCAUUGUAACUUCAAAUCAAGGGUGAAAAGAAAACUCAUUUUAAUAGGGCUGUGUAGACUUUGUAUAUCUAUUGUCUAUAAUUCAUGAUGUGUCUAUGAACUCGAACCUUCUAUACAAAGUUCAUUAAUUAACCCAGAGAGGAGUAAGGCACAGAGCUGAUGUCAGAAAAAUGCUUCCAGUGUUGAUCUUGAGCUCGGGGCAGAUAAACUUCCCUAUAGUGUUGGUUUCAAUAUUUCUUCAUCUUUUUUCUUUUUAUGGUUGAUACUGUAGUGUCUGAUAGUGUGUCUAUUAGUUUAUCUUAUCAACUAGGGCAUAAACCUAUUUGUUUGGAUUUUUGUUUGGGGUUUUUUUGGAAAUAUUUAUGUUUUUGUUUGUUUACAUAUUAUAUUAUAUAUCUAUAGACAGCUACUUUGUCUAAGCAAUGACAAAGCUGUAGUUUCUGAUUUAUUAAAAGAGGUGUGGUUGGUAGCCGAUUCCCUUGGAGAUGCUCAUCAGAAAUAAACUUGCCCUUCCAACACUAUCUGCAACAACUUAGCAACCUGAAAAAGGCCUAUAGGUUAAUGCUGUAGCUUCAGUAACCACUACCCUACCCAGUGGUGUCUCCUGUAUCCAGUACUGUUCAUGCACAGUCAGUUUCAUAAAUAUUUGGAAAUUGAGGAAGAUGUUAUUUUAGUUGUCUACCACACAGUAGAUUGGAGUCGAACUUGGCUAAUUAACAGACUUUUAGUUUUAAGGGCAUUUACAGUCAUGUAAGGAACCCACAAACAUCACCAAAUAUUGGGUUUUUUCACUGGUGAUGCUCAGCCAGGCAUUUACUGAAGCUUUCUUCUGUUACUAUUGGUUCUUGGGUCAUUUGAUUCCUGUUUUUUUUUUUUUCUUUUUUUUUAAACAAGUGAAAUGCAUGCUCAAUUGAACAGUGUGGCUCUGCAGAUUUACCCAUUCAGCAUUAGUGAGAUCAGGAAAGGAGGCCUGGGGCAUAGUUGGCAUACCAGUUCAUCCAAAUGGUGUUCGGUGGGGUCGAGGUCAGGGCUCUGUAUUACCCACAUGAGUUCCUCCACUGCAGUCUUAGCAAAUCAUGUCUUCAUGUACCUUAUUUUUGCACAGGGUUACUGUCAUGUAGGAAGAGGUUUCAAGCCUUUAGAAUAGGCCCCUUUCCCUUUCAGUGAAGGAAAAUUGUAAUGCUACAGCAUGCAAAGCAAACCCUCUACAAUUUUGUGGCAUCAGUUUGGGAAAGGUCCAGAUAUGGGUUAUGUAUCCAGAAAGUACACCAGUACCUAUGUUCUUUGUAAGAAUAUACCAAAUAUUUAAUUUGGCCAUACCUAAAAUCGUUUGUUUGGACAUCAGAAGGAGCAUUAACAGUGUAAGACAUUACAUAUGCAAAUGGAACAUACUCCUAGACAUUUAAUCUGCUUAUCUGUAAUCAGUUAUUAUGAGUAAGUAAAUAAGGCUUGCAGGUGUGUUGGGGGGGGGGGGGUUCAGAUGAACAAAUAAUAUAUAGAAUAUAUAAACAACACUAUAAUCCUUACGUUGUUCACUUUUUUUGCACUCAUACAUUAUUUAUCUACAAUAUGUUGUGGUAGACUAAAAAAUAAUCUCUGAAAAUAUCCAAAUAUUUAUGGACCUGGCUGAAUUUUUAAGCCUGAAGGUAUUAAGACAAUUGCAUGGCUGAGAAUUAAUCUUAUGGUGUGUUUUUGUUGUAUGUUAAACACUGUUUAUUCUGCUGCAUUAGGCUUUCAAGUUGCUGUACUAUUGAAAGACCUCUGAUUUUAAAAUUUUUUCAUGUUUUUUGAGAGAUCCUUUCAUUUACGCUAUGAAUAAAGCCUUUUAUUGCACAGCACUGUUUCUGUAAAAGGAAUGCACUAUAUAUAAAGAAUAUUUUCUCAGUAUCUGUCCAUGAAACAGUCUUUUCCCCCAAUUAUUCAGUGUUUGAUCCAUGAACAAUAAUCUAAGAAUUCAUCAUAUGCUUUAUUACACAAAGUUUUCCCCAAGGAGGUAAGUAAACUGUUUUGUAUGAAAAAAUGAAUACUAAUAUCCGUAGUGAAAAGUCUAUUAAUGUGUAAAAAUACUUCCCACCUUGUUAGGCUAUACGUCAUUAAAGAAUUAAAUAAAGCCACAAAUGUUAAAUGGUUUAAUCCUGUUUUCUGUUUCUAAUGUCAGUUAUAAAAACAUGUACUAUAUUGCCAGGAUAAGACACAUUUUAUAAUUUUUUAUUAUAAACAUAUUAUUUGUGAUAGACGUGAGGACAUACAGUACUCUGUUGUUAAGUGGAUAGCUCACUUUAGGUUAUUGUUCAGUUUUAGACUCUCAUAAUUUUUUUUUAUUUAGUAAAGAUACCUUAGGCACUGUGGAAUGCAGGGUCAAAGGGUCAGAUAUAUAUAAAAUGUCAACAUUAUGUCAGGUCAGAACAAAAGGACAUACAUUAUUACUUAAUGGUAUUGUGCUCAUAUACAGUUUUUUUAUUUGCUUGAAGGUGACUAUACUAUAAUACAUAUGGGUAAUUCAUUUAUUUAAAGUGGUGGCCCCAGUGUGUGCCCCUCACCCCUCUUCCUGCAUUACUGUAUGAAUUAGAGCCUACUGUACUUCUUAGAAUACAUAUUGUGAUUGACCCAUCUAGUAUGUUUGUGUAUAUGGCUUGCAGUGUAGUUCAACACAUCAGAUGUUGAUGAGGGAAAGUUGUUGAAUUCUGGAAAGAAAUGUUAAUGUAAAUCAGUUUAUUGUUUUAGAUUUCAUUUGUAUUAUGUAUUUUAUAAAAAUUUACAUGGAAAUAUUCAAUAUGAUGUCCUGUAAGAAGCCAAUUUGACAACUGUGAAUGCUGUAAAUUGGUCAUGUUGCAGGAUAACUACUGCUUUGCAUAGGAGGAUGCCUCUCCCACCCACAGAGCAAGGCUCCCAUUUUGCUUCUUUUGGCACCUGGUUAUGGAUGAUUGUGACAUUGUCAGUUUUUGAAUAUGCAAUCUGCAGAAAAUAAAGACACUUUUUUAUUGGGCCACUCUGGAGUUCAAUAAUAAGACUAA